This is a messenger RNA of Grosmannia clavigera kw1407, 1161 nucleotides long. RefSeq names its product NADH:flavin oxidoreductase NADH oxidase family protein. The coding region runs from base 1 to 1161 and encodes 386 amino acids. Lineage: Eukaryota; Fungi; Ascomycota; Sordariomycetes; Ophiostomatales; Ophiostomataceae. The transcript has a single exon. Gene Ontology annotation, molecular function: FMN binding; NADPH dehydrogenase activity. The record is from RefSeq and is a predicted model, not a curated record.
AUGGCGGCCAACUCUCGCCUCUUCAAGCCUCUGCAGGUGGGCCCGUACACACUGUCGAACCGGGUGGUGCUGGCGCCGCUGACGCGGUUCCGGGCCUCGGACAGCCAUGCACCGCUGCCGUUUGUGGCGGACUACUAUGCACAGCGCGGCUCGGUGGCGGGCACGCUGCUGAUCUCGGAGGCGACGUUUAUCUCAGCCAAGGCGGCGGGCUACCCGAACGUGCCGACGCUGGCGACGGACGAGGCGCUGCAGGCGUGGCGUGCGGUCACGGAUGCAGUACAUGCCAAGGGCAGCUUCAUCUUCUGCCAGCUGUGGGCGCUGGGCCGCGUGGCCUACCCGACCGUGCUGGAGGCCGAGAAGGCGGCGGGAGCCGACAACCUCGGGCUGGUGGGCAGCAGCGCAAUCGCACACGAGGAGGGUGCAGCGGUGCCGCGUGAGCUGACUGAGGCCGAGAUCGAGAGCUUUAUCGCCGACUACGCGGCGGCGGCUCGUGCAGCCGUCGAGGUGGCCGGCUUCGACGGUGUCGAGAUCCACGGAGCCAACGGCUACCUCGUCGAUCAGUUCACGCAGGACGUCAGCAACCAGCGGACCGACCGUUGGGGCGGCUCGAUCGAGAACCGCUCCCGCUUCGGCCUUGAGGUCACGCGUGCCGUCGUUGCUGCCAUCGGCGCCGAUCGUGUUGGCAUCCGUCUCAGCCCCUACAACAACUUCCAGGGCAUGGGCAUGAAGGAACCCAAGCCGCAGUUCGAUCACCUCAUUCGCGGCCUGCGUCCGCUUGGCCUCGCCUACCUGCACCUCGUCGAGGCCCGCAUGAAAGGCGCGGACGUUGUUGACACCCCCGAUAAUCUCGACUUUGCUCUCGAGGCUUGGGGUGCUGGUCCGACCGGUGGCAACAGUGCGCCCGUCCUGCUGGCCGGUGGCUACAACGAGGACAAUGCCGUCGCUGCCGUCGAGGACGCGCACAAGGACCAGAAUGUCGGCAUCGUCUAUGGCCGCUACUUCAUCAGCAACCCGGACCUCGUCUUCCGCCUGCAGCACGGCAUCCGCUUUGCGCCGUACGACCGUACGACCUUUUAUGCGGCCAAGUCUCGCGAGGGCUACGUGGACUACAGCUUCUCGGAAGAGUGGCAGAAGGAGAACUCGUCGCAGGGACAUCUGUAG